AUGAUUGGGAGGGGAUUGGAACACCUGAAUCACAUGAUUGGGAGGGGAUUGGAACACCUGAAUCACGUGAUAUGGAGGGGAUUGGAACACCUGAAUCACAUGAUAUGGAGGUGAUUAGAACACCUGAAUCACAUGAUAUGGAGGGGAUUGGAACACCUGAAUCACAUGAUAUGGAGGGGAUUGGAACACCUGAAUCAUAUGUUAUGGAGGAGAUUGGAACACCUGAAUCACAUGAUAUGGAGGGGAUUGGAACACCUGAAUCACAUGAUAUGGAAGGGAUUAGAACACCUGAAUCAUAUGUUAUGGAGGAGAUUGGAACACCUGAAUCAUAUGUUAUGGAGGAGAUUGGAACACCUGAAUCACAUGAUAUGGAGGGGAUUGGAACACCUGAAUCACAUGAUUGGGAGGGGAUUGGAGCACCUGAAUCACAUGAUAUGGAGGGGAUUGGAGCACCUGAAUCACAUGAUUUGGAGGGGAUUGGAGCACCUGAAUCACAUGAUAUGGAGGGGAUUGGAGCACCUGAAUCACAUGAUUUGGAGGGG
Staurois parvus is the source of this 542-nucleotide messenger RNA. Lineage: Eukaryota; Metazoa; Chordata; Amphibia; Anura; Ranidae. The record is from the annotation of a GenBank genome assembly.